AUAAUGACUUACAGGAUCUGGAUUUCCAUCACAUUUUGGCGGAAAUAGGCCCCGAAGUAUGGGGGGCAAAAAAAAUCGCUAUUCACUGGUUCUGUUUGACCUAUGUGGUUUCCCGUACUGUUGAGGCGGUGUUGACUGAUGUGUCAAAAUGGCAGAGCUUACAACACUAGAGAGCCUGCUGGAGAUGGGCUUUGACAGAAACAGAGCGGAAAAGGCAGUGGCCCACACAGGGAACCAGGGAAUAGAACAAGCCAUGGACUGGUUAAUGGAACAUGAGAACGACCCAGACAUUGAUGAGCCCUAUGUGCCGCCUGUGGGGAACGUCCUGGGAGGAGACGCAGACAGCCAGUCCACCACAGAACAGCCGUCACUAGCAGACACCGCUGAAGGGACAGCAGGUGGAGACGGCAGCUACGAUGAUAACGAAGAGAGUGCAAAGAUGCCAAUGUCAGAGGAGGAGAAACUUGAACAAGUUAAAAGGCUAGAGGAGCUGAUGCGGGUGAAGCAGGCAGAGAGACGAGAGCGAGAGCGGGCAGAAGAGUUGGAGCGGGAGAAGCAGCGAAGGAGACAGGGCCAAGAGCUGCAGCAGAUUCGUCAAAAGCUGCAGGAUGAUGAUAUGAAAAAACUCGCUGAUCAGCGCAGAAAAGAGAAGAUGGAGGACAAAAUGGCCAGGCAAAGGGUUAAAGAUAAGAUUGCACGAGACAGAGAGGAGAGAGCACAAAAGUUUGGAGGUGGUGCACCCCCGAGCACGGCGGCAACGUCCCAACCUGCCCCACCCAGCCCCUCGUCACCCACCAGUCACGGCCCUCCACCCACUAAGAAGGAGUAUGAUGAGUCCAGGAUACAGGUACGUCUGCUGGACGGCUCAACCAUCACGGCGGUCUUCAAGGCCCAGGAGCCGCUGGCGGCAGUGCGCGUGUACGUGCAGGUGAAUGGCAACACACCUGAGGGUCAGGACUUCACGCUGCUCUCGCCCUACCCCCGUCACGUCUACACCGAACUGGACAUGGAGAAGCCCCUCAAAGAACUGGGUUUGGUGCCUUCAGCUGUGCUGGUUGUUAUCAAAAAGUGAGAUCAGGACGGAGGAUCUGCUCUGUGAGCCUACCUCACCACUUCCACUACACCAACACAAGAGGCACCAGAAACAGAUUGAACUGGGAACAGAGCCACCACCUUUUUAGUAUCUCUCAGUAAGCCAGCUAACUGAACUAAAGCAGAGAGAUGUAGCGCGAGGAUGUGAUCAGAUUGUGUGAAGCUACUUUUAAGAAGUUUAAGAAGGGAAAGUGAAAAACAGUUUUCAGCUAACUCACUGAUUGAUUGCACUUGAUAGACUGAUUUGUGUGCAGUGAGAUGGACAGUGGCUUUUACUUAUUCAGGAAGAAAGUAAAGAUAGCUGGCUUCUGAUUGAUACUGCUUCAUGGUCUCAACAACACAUUAAUAAAAAUUCAAUUUUAACCAGACCUUAACAAAGCAAAGUACCACACAAGACCUACUCGAUUGGUUCCGAAAGGGCCUUAAAUUGAAUCCCCACGAUCUUCCUGAUUUUGUGACAUUCUACUUUGCCAGUUUUUUUUUUUUAUAAGUUAAAAUAUAUCGACAAUUAUGUCUGCAUAAUCACCAAGAAUCUAGUUAAAAUAAAGCUGACUCAGAGAACUAUG
This is a messenger RNA of Sander lucioperca (pikeperch), 1658 nucleotides long. RefSeq names its product UBX domain protein 1 (gene ubxn1). Lineage: Eukaryota; Metazoa; Chordata; Actinopteri; Perciformes; Percidae. Gene Ontology annotation, molecular function: protein binding. The transcript has 10 exons. The record is from RefSeq and is a predicted model, not a curated record. Bases 149 to 1072 code for a protein of 307 amino acids.